CGAACGCGAAUUCAAACUUGUAAACAAAGCUUGACAGUGUCAUUGUGAGCAAAAAGUCGCGAUUUUGCCAAAAUGAUGCGAAAAUCAAAUUUAGGGGCUGGAAGUGUUCAGCGCCCUGGAACCCUGAAACCUCGAAAUACAGACAAUACUCCAAAUAACAGGCGGAGUGCAGGGCAACAGAUGAGGAAGUCUUACCUUCCCAAAGCCUCACAAGUAGACAGUGCUAAGAAACUAGCCAGUAGAAGUAAGCGCAUCAGUGCGGAAGGACUCAGCAGACUCUCCAUCGCUUCGGGAAGAUUUACCCCCACUAGGAACAAUGUCCCCGUCUCAAGCAUGUUGGCUCCUCCCAGUGUCAGCAGACUGUCAAUGGAUUCAGCGCGCAACUCCAGCAUGGGAACAAAAGUGAGGAAGGAGAUCCGCCCCAUCACAGACUCCAGUUUUAAGAGCCAGUGUGUGGACAAAAUUCUGGAUUUCCUUGUCAGCAGGAGCUAUGAACAGCUGGUUCAGCGAAGAACACUCCUCACACCUUCCACAAAAGAUUUUGCUAACAUCUUCAGCUUUAUAUACAGGCACCUUGAUGGUCAAUAUAAUUUGCCAAACAGAUUCGAAGAGGAAAUUCCGCGCUUGUUAAAGCUUUUGAAAUAUCCAGUGCAGAUGUCAAAAUCAUCCUUCAUUACGGUUGGAUCUCCUCACACAUGGCCAUCUGUUCUGGCCAUGCUGGCAUGGUUGGUUGACGUGGUGAACAUGAUUAGUUGCAUCGACCCUAUGCCCAUUGCCUUUCCAAGUGACUUUGACAGUGACAUCAAUCUUGCCAAAACUAAGUUUACUGUACUGGUUGAACUUGCCAACUGCGAAGAUGACACAGAAAAGAUUGAGGCUCAUUUAGAAGAGUACAGGCACAUACUAGAGAAAGUACAGGGUGUGAGAGCACAGGAUCUUCUGCAACUACAGGAGGAGGAUGAAAGACUUGAGGACAUGGUGAACAACCUCAACAAUGGACCCGAGAGACUGCAGCAGUUGCAUCACCAGUACACUCAGCUUGUAGAUGACAACGAAAAAAUGUCAGAUUACUGUAGAGAGCUGCAGGUACAUAUUUCUGCAAGAGAUGGUGAACGUUCACAGCUGGAAUCAAAACUGGCGGAGCUUAAUGCUGCUAAAAAGCAGGUUUUUGAGGAAGUUACCCGCUUGGAAACUCUGAAGGAACAGCAGGCUUUGAAUGUAGGGGAACUGGCAAGAUUUAAGAACCAUGCAAACGAUGUCGCUACUAUUAUAUCACAGCUCCAAGCUGAGGGAAAAGAGCAGGACUCUGAGAUAUGGUCACUAGAGAUGGAAUUGGGCAAAGCUCAGUCAAAAUUGAGUGAAAGUAUAUGUGCCUACAAUAAACUGGUCCGUCAACUAGACCUUCCGGAUGAUUAUGAAAUCUCAUCAGCUGACAUAGCUGAGAAUAAAUGCCACUGGCAGACCACAUUGCUUGACGAGCUACGACGUAGAAAGAAGGAUGCGAAACAGGGCAUGUACGAGGCCCAGAACCUGCUAAUGCGAAAGGAGGAAGAAUUAAGCAUGGUGAAAGAGAUGCUACUUGAGAAAAAAGACCAGUUGACAAAGCUUGAGAGCAAGCUACGAAGAAUGGAGGAGGAAAUUUUAAUGACGAAAAAUGAAAUUACAGCUGAGGAAAAGGAGAUGCAGGUGGAGAGCGACCGAAUAGACCAGCAAAUCCUGGAGGCUCGGAAGACGCAGAAGGGAUCACUUUACCAGAAGCAGUGUGCAGUAGAUCAAGCCAAGGAAGAGUUGGAGAAUUUCAAGGUCUCUGGCAAGGAGCAGAUGCGUUCUGGUGCAGAGUUCCUAGUCCGCGUGUGCCAUGCAUCCCUGGAACACCUAGAGUGGCAGCAGAAGGAAGCCUUAAAGCACAAGAUCACCACGGAAAAUGUGACAAGAAAACUUGUAGACCCUAUACAUAUAGAAGAAAAAAAAUGAAGGAAAGAAGAGGACAAAGAAAAAAGAAAAAGCAGAUGCUCUAUGUAUAGAAUUCUAUUUUAGUUUUUGAUAAGUUGAAAUUGGCCUGCUAGGGGAAUGCUUCUUGGCGGUGAAAAUUUAUUUUUAUCUUUAAUGUCUCUGCCCUGAGUUUAAAUAUAAGGGUAUGGCAAGAUGUCUUUAUGGAAUGCCUUAUAUGAAAAGAUGUAUGUAGGUGAAGUUUUAUUUGCUAUAUAAAGGAUACAAAAAAGAAAGAAAAAAAAAAUCUUCUAUAUCUGUCUCAUUACUGAAUUCUUGAUAUAUCUUUUUGAACAGUAUCGUUUUAUCCAUAUUAUCUGUUAUGGAAUUUCAUUUCUUCUUUUUUUCCCCUUAUUGGCAAUAUUUGGAAUACAGUUAGAGCUUUGUAUAGGAAUUUAGGGAUAUAUAUGCUAUGUUCUUAAAAAUGUGGUAAAUAUAGUGUUAUCGGUAUUAACAUCACUAUAGAAUAUUAUUUCUUUAUUUCUUAAUGGCUUUUUGUAGCUUUGAAGAUACAGUAGGUUAAGAUUUCGUAAAAAUUAUAGUAAAGUCCUAAUUUUUUAUGGAAUGGCAUAUUAUCUUAACAAACAAGAUAUAUUUGUGAAUCUGCAAAAAAAAA
Penaeus vannamei (Pacific white shrimp) is the source of this 2605-nucleotide messenger RNA. RefSeq names its product kinetochore protein NDC80 homolog. Lineage: Eukaryota; Metazoa; Arthropoda; Malacostraca; Decapoda; Penaeidae. Gene Ontology annotation, cellular component: Ndc80 complex. The record is from RefSeq and is a predicted model, not a curated record. Gene Ontology annotation, biological process: attachment of mitotic spindle microtubules to kinetochore.